CAUUAAUUAAAUCCCAUUAAAUUCGUUAUUCACAAUCCUCUCUCUCUAAAAUAUCGCCCUUCCUUCUUCCUUCCUUCUCCCUCUCACCAAACAAACAAGAUGCUUCCAAAAAUCCAGAGAAACUGAAACAGAAAAGAAAACAAUGAAAAACUCUCACACAACCACACUACUCUCUUCCUCUUAGAUCUCCAAAGAAACCCUAGCUUUCCUUCUUAUUUUCCCUCUCAUUCAUAUAGAUUCUCUUCUUUGUUGUCUCAACAAUUUCUCUAACGCUUCGUUCCUCUUUUGCUAAUUCCACGAAGAAAUAGAAUCGCUCCUUCUCGGUUCUUCAUUUUCUGUAAUUCUUAAUUGUUUUUUGGUGAUUCCGACCCGGUUGAGAACUGAUUCGGCCGGCAUUUCCGAUUUCGCGGUGGUUUUGUAGUGAAAUGCUGAAUUGAAUAUAUACAUAGAGAAGAGAGAAUGGACGAUAGAGGAGGAUCAUUUGUGGCUGUGAGGAGGAUUUCUCAAGGUCUCGAGCGAGGAAAUAAUACUUGCCAUUCAAGUUCUGCUGAGGUUGUGGCAGGAUCAGCAGCCUGGCUUGGCCGUGGUCUUUCCUGUGUUUGUGCACAGAGAAGAGAGAGUGAUGCUCGUCCAUCAUUUGAUUUAACCCCUCCACAGGAGGAAUGCUUGCAGAGGUUGCAAAGUCGUAUAGAUGUCGCCUAUGAUAGUUCAGUUCCUGAGCACCAGGAAGCUUUGAAAGCCUUAUGGAAUGCUGCCUUUCCUGAAGAAGAACUUCAUGGCUUGAUAUCUGAGCAAUGGAAGGAAAUGGGUUGGCAAGGAAAGGAUCCUUCAACAGACUUUAGGGGUGGUGGUUUUAUAUCAUUGGAGAAUUUGUUGUUCUUUGCUAGGAAUUUUCCGACGUCCUUCCAGGAUCUUCUUCAAAAGCGAGAAGGUGAUCGAUCAGUAUGGGAAUACCCAUUUGCUGUAGCUGGUGUGAACAUCACUUUUAUGCUCAUUCAGAUGCUUGAUCUUGAAGCAGUCAAACCACGCACGCUGGUGGGGGCAACUUUCUUGAAGUUUCUAGAAGAGGAUGACUCAGCAUUUGACCGUCUCUAUUGCAUAACGUUCAAGCUAAUGGAUCAUGAAUGGCUUGACAUGCGCGCUUCAUAUAUGGACUUCAAUGCGGUAAUGAAAUCCACACGCCGCCAACUAGAGAGAGAGCUCCUGUCUGAAGACAUAACACGGCUAGAAGAAUUGCCCUCUUACACCCUUCUUACACGAUAGUAUAGCAGUUGGAGAGUUAAGCUUUCAUGUAACAGAAAAACCUCUGCCAGCAUUUGGCACGUUUGGGUUCCUGCCACUUUCUUCUCCUUGUUCCUUUUAGUUGAAUGGUGUUUUGUACAUGAUAUGUUGUUUCUCAUUAAAACUUUAGUCGAAGCUAUGUUAGUGAAUUCCCCCAUUUAAUCUCCAUAAAAAGGGUUUGUUGAGUUUGUCAAGUAUCUUGUAGCGGAAAAGGGGAAGAAGAAGAAACUUCUUGAGUUUUAUAAAGGAUGAAUACAAGUGUGGUUGCGUUUAGGUUCCAAA
Molecule: messenger RNA, 1563 nt
Organism: Populus trichocarpa (black cottonwood)
Lineage: Eukaryota; Viridiplantae; Streptophyta; Magnoliopsida; Malpighiales; Salicaceae
Exons: 10
Coding region: 460-1263 (267 amino acids)
Source: RefSeq, a predicted model, not a curated record